AACAUUGCCGUCUAUGAAUGGCUGCCAGUAUUCCUUGGAGACCAAAAACUUCCCCCUUAUCCAGGUUACCAGAAGUUUGUUGACCCUGGGAUCUCACCUGAGUUUCAGGCUGCUGCCUUUCGGUUUGGUGUCACUAUGGCGCCACCUGGUGUUUAUAUGAGAAACAGGACGUGUCAUUUUCGAAAGAUUAUCAACAUCGAUGGCAGUGAGUCACCAGCAAUGCGUCUCUGUAACAGCUUCUGGAAGCGGCAGAGUGCCAACAUGAAGUCAGGUCAAGAUGUUGAUGAGCUCCUGAUGGGCAUGGCGUCUCAGAUCGCAGAAAAAGAAGAUAACAUAGUUGUUGAGGACCUCAGAGAUUACUUGUAUGGACCUCUGCGAUUCAGCCGCACAGAUCUGGUGGCAUUGACCAUCCAGAGAGGGAGAGACUUUGGUCUGCAAAGUUACACUGAGACCAGAAGAGCGCUGGACCUGCCGCCUGUGAAGACGUUUGAAGAAAUUAACCCUGAGCUCAGCAGAACCAACCCACAGCUGCUGCACGAUGUUGCAGAGCAGUACGGCGGAGACAUCUCCAAACUGGAGCUCUUCCCUGGAGGAUUGCUGGAGUCUACUGAUGGUCCUGGACCAGUUUUUACUGCAAUAAUUCUGGAUCAGUUUGAACGCAUCCGAAACGGAGACCGCUUCUGGUUUGAGAACAAACAGAAUGGUUUGUUUACAGAUGAAGAGAUCCGGAGAAUCCGCAGUGUCACAUAUCAAGAUGUCCUUAUAGCUGUCACCAGCGCAGAGCCCACUGAUUUACAGAAAAACGUCUUCUCAUGGAUGAGUGGUGACCCCUGUCCCCAGCCUGCACAGCUGGAAGCAUCGAUGCUGCAUCCAUGCACCAACUUCACUACCCUUAAUUACUUUGAUGGAAGCCAAGCUGGCUUUGGGAUCUCCAUCAUCAUUAUGUGCCUUUUCCCUGUUGUGAGUUUUCUGGUAGCCUGUCUGGUGGCGUGUCUCCGGAAGUACAGGUACAGGAAGUUCCAGCGAAGAAAAGGAAAAGCUGGAGACAGAGCAGAGGAGCCAACUCUAGGAAUUGCUGCAUAUGAGUGGCAGGGUCAUAAAAAACUACUCCACCCAGUCAGUGUGGAGAUUGAAAACAGGAGGCUGCAGGUGUUUGACAGAUCUGGAGCCAUGCAGCGCUCCCUCAGUCUAAAAAACCAGGACCACCUGGAUAUCUUUCUAUCCAGCAGUCACACACAUAAAGCUGUGCUGCUCAAAGUACCAAAGGAGUACGACCUGGUGCUAUUUUUUGAUGAUGAAAGUAAACGUUCAGAAUUCGUCAGCCACUUGCGUCUGGAGCUGGAGGACAUGAGGAAGGAGAUUAGAGUGAAGGAGAUGAGAGAAGGGGAACUGCUGAAAGAGGCUCUAACCAAAGAGCAGAGAGCUCAGAUUGUGGAAACUUUCAUUCGCCACGCUUUCUCUAAGGUUUUGGAAAUAGAGAGAUGUCAUGCUGGACACAUGAGCAGCGUCUCCCGAAAGCGAGCCAGAGAGGUUCUGCAGUGCGAGCUGACGGCGUCAGAGUUUGCUGACGCCCUGGGACUGAAGCCAGACUCCUUAUUUGUGGACUCUAUGUUCACGCUGGCCGAUAAAGAUGGAAACGGUUACCUCUCUUUUCAGGAGUUUCUUGAUGUUAUAGUCAUCUUUAUGAAAGGGUCUCCAGAAGAAAAAUCCCAGCUCAUGUUCUCCAUGAACGAUAUCGGUGGAACUGGCUUCCUGUCGAAGGAGGAAUUUGCCAGGAUGCUCAGGUCUUUCAUUGAAAUCUCUAAUGGCGUCCUGUCAAAGGCACAGGCAGAGGACGGCAUCAAGGCCAUGAUGCAGGCUGCAGGCUUUGAUAACAAGGAGAAAAUCUCAUGGAGGGACUUUCAUUCCCUCCUGAAGGACCACGAAAAGGAGCUGCAGUUUGCUCAACUCAAUGUCAAAGGGAUGGAGAAACAGGGGAGGAAACGCCUGAGCCGAGACCAGAGAGUGUCCUUCAUCCUUCCAGCUAACAGCAGUAUUAAAUCUGAUGGACCGGAGCUACGGAGACGGAAAAAGUUGAGCAUUAAGGCCCCGGCUGUCUACGUGAAGCCAAAGCGGGAGCAGUACAUCAGGAACCCCGUCCAGCAGAAAGUCCAGCAGUUCAAGCGUUUCAUUGAGAACUACCGCCGUCACAUUGUUUGUUUCAUCAUUGUGUUCGGCAUCACAGCUGGCGUCAUCACUGAGAGAUGCUACUUCUAUAGUUCACAGGCAGAAGCCACUGGUGUACCUGAGACCACGGUGAUGGGCAUUAUUAUCGCUCGAGGCACGGCGGCAGGAAUCUCUUUUCUGUUACCAUACAUCCUUCUCACUGUGUGCCGUAACCUCAUCACGCUGCUGAGAGAGACCUUCCUGAACCGCUACAUCCCCUUCGACGCUGCCAUCGACUUGCACCGCAUCAUGGCCAUGACGGCCGUCGUCCUCUCAGUUGCUCACAGCUUGGGUCACGUCGUCAACGUCUACAUAUUCUGCACCAGCGACCUCAGCAUCCUUUCCUGUCUUUUUCCAAAAGUCAUAGCCAACAAUGGGUCUGAAAUCCCUCCUAAGUGGUACUGGUGGUUCUUUCAGACAGUUCCAGGAAUCACUGGUGUCCUGCUUCUCUUUGCUUUUGCGUUUAUGUAUGUUUUUGCUUCUCACUACUUCCGUCGCAUCAGUUUUCGUGGAUUUUGGAUGACCCAUUACCUCUAUGUCGUUGUCUACAUUCUGACCGUCAUACACGGCAGCUACGCUCUGCUCCAGGAGCCGCGUUUCCACAUCUACCUUAUCCCUCCCAGCCUGCUCUUCCUACUGGAUAAACUGAUCAGCCUGAGCAGGAAAAAGGUGGAGAUCCCUGUUGUCAGAGCAGAGCUGCUGCUUUCAGGUGUGACACAUCUGGAGUUCAAGCGGCCAAAGGGCUUUGUGUACCGUUCAGGCCAGUGGGUUCGGAUCGCAUGCUUGAUGCUGGACACAGAUGAGUACCACCCAUUCACUCUAACAUCUGCCCCUCAUGAAGAGACCCUGAGUCUGCACAUCAGAGCUGUGGGGCCAUGGACCAGUCGGCUCAGAGAGCUCUACACAGAGGAGAGCCUCCUGGAGCUUGGUGGCUAUCCGAAGCUGUACUUGGACGGACCGUUCGGCGAGGGCCAUCAGGAGUGGAACGACUUUGAGGUGUCUGUCUUGGUGGGGGGAGGAAUAGGCGUCACACCGUUCACCUCGAUCCUCAAGGACCUGGUGUUCAAGUCCUCCAUCAAGUCUAAGAUCCUGUGUAAAAAAGUUUACUUCAUCUGGGUGACCCGCACACAGCGUCAGUUUGAGUGGGUGUCCGACAUCAUCAGGGAGGUGGAGGAAAUGGACACUCAGGAGCUGGUCUCUGUUCACACGUACAUCACUCAGGUGGCAGAGAAGUUUGACCUGCGCACCACCAUGCUGUAUGUUUGUGAGCGCCAUUUUCAGAAGGUGUGGAACCGCAGCCUCUUCACCGGCCUGCGCUCCGUCACUCACUUUGGCCGUCCGCCCUUCGUCUCUUUUUUCAGCUCUCUGCAGGAAGUUCACCCCGAGGUUGGUAAAAUCGGCGUAUUCAGCUGCGGACCGCCUGGACUGACCAAGAAUGUGGAGAAAGCGUGCCAGAAGAUGAACAAGAGGGAUCAGACCUACUUCCUGCAUCACUAUGAGAACUUCUGAUCAGUUUUAAGCUUUAAAUUACUUUAAAUUACUGUGUGUUACAUCAACCACAGCUUUAAUUAGCAAUAUUUUACUAUAAAUGAAUAAUCCACUUGAUUAAACAUGUUUUCUGUGCAGUUUUCUUCUCUAACCAGGUGAUGAAAAUCAGGAAAAGGAUCAUUUUUCAUUAAAUGUUUCACAAUUUAAUUUGACUUUACUUAUGAAAUAAGCAGCGUACUUGUUUGAUGUGUAUGUAAAUGAUUUUAUGUUAUAAAUGCUGAUAAAAUAACCAGUUUUG
This is a messenger RNA of Cyprinodon variegatus (sheepshead minnow), 3991 nucleotides long. RefSeq names its product dual oxidase 1-like (gene duox). Gene Ontology annotation, cellular component: NADPH oxidase complex; plasma membrane. Gene Ontology annotation, molecular function: superoxide-generating NAD(P)H oxidase activity; heme binding; calcium ion binding. Gene Ontology annotation, biological process: response to oxidative stress; superoxide anion generation; defense response. Bases 136 to 3714 code for a protein of 1192 amino acids. The record is from RefSeq and is a predicted model, not a curated record. The transcript is spliced from 27 exons. Lineage: Eukaryota; Metazoa; Chordata; Actinopteri; Cyprinodontiformes; Cyprinodontidae.